This is a messenger RNA of Magallana angulata, 4211 nucleotides long. RefSeq lists its product as uncharacterized. The record is from RefSeq and is a predicted model, not a curated record. The transcript has 5 exons. NCBI's taxonomy places the organism in Eukaryota, Metazoa, Mollusca, Bivalvia, Ostreida, Ostreidae. The coding region runs from base 109 to 2562 and encodes 817 amino acids.
AUUUCCUUUCUUGUGUAUGCCCUAUAUAAUAAUAUGAGUCAAAUUUUGCCCCAACUGUUCGCCAUUUGGAAUUGGACACCUUAAGUGGUUUGUAGGCGCUUUCUCUCUAUGUAUAGGAGUCUGGGAUUAGAACAUUUGAUUAUGGAAGGCUCAACUGACAAUGAACAUAUGUCUGAGGAUUCCUGUUAUGAAUCUGAAUCAACUGAAUUAAAGUCAACCAUACGGUCUAAUCAACGUUUAAAUUGUACAGGGGCCAGGCCAAAAACAAGAGUGAAAUACACUGAAUUAGAAAUAAGACGUCAAAUUGAUGCAUCAAAGGCAUGUGAAAAACUUCAAAAGAAAUUUCAUGUCAUAGGGUGGCCAGGAUAUAAAAAAAGGGAAUUAGUUAUUGUUAUUUUUUCAACUAAAUCGAUUUCAGACUUCCCAGAUGGCUUUGAAACUUUCAGAGUUAUCUUGAUAACAGACAAGGAAAAUACAAUGAGCAUUAGAGAAGCACCAACAUUAUUAGCUGAUGACGUGAAAUAUUGUCGACCAAUCAUAGAGAAAUAUGGUGCAGAGCUGAUGGAAAAUCAUUCAAAUAUAUCAAUGAUCAUUCCUACCGCCUACAGAAUUAAACAAGGAAAAAUAUUAGCACACGUUUGCAUUGCUAUAUACUGCAGAGGGAAAGGUGUUAUUCCUCUGCAAGAAAGUUUAUUUCCAAAUAACCUUGACGGUGUAGACAUUGACGUAAGGGAGGGGUACUGCACGUUUGGAAUGCGGAAUGCUGAACUUCUGAAUAGUCAUGAUUAUCAUGAAAAGCUUAGAAUAGGUGUUGAAAUUGGUUGGCCAGGAGGAGCACAAGGUACUCUUGGAGGUUUCAUUAAAUUGCAAACUGGACAGAUGCUUUUUCUUACAUGUGCUCACGUUGUUAUCAAUUUUAAUUGUUUAGUCAGUUCUGAAAACUAUCGAUUCAGCACACAUAACAGGUGUUCCACUUGCAGUAAUUUCAAUGUAUGGCAACCACCACGCAUCAGUUUUAAACCAGCCGUGGGAGAAGUAUGUAAUGCAGUUUUCAAAUAUAAUCAGCCAUAUACCACAAGUGUUGAUGCAGCUUUUGUAGGUAUAACAGACCAAAACCGUAUUCCUAUUGAUCCCUUUAUGACGAAACAACAAGCCACUACAUCAAAGCUACGUGGAGCUGGGUUUACAGAAGAAAAUCCUCCACACUUUUCAAGUGGAGAAAUAAUACCCCAAAUGGAUGAACCACGUAUUGGACACAUGGUUGUAAAAUGUGGAGCUGUUACAGGACUCACUCAUGGCCAUCUUGCAUUGGACGGCAGCAUAUUUAGAAUGGAAAACCAAGAAAUGCAAAUGCCGGGGAUUGCAGCUCAGCGCAGCCCACGAAUAGUCAUGUAUCGUCAAUAUCUUGUAGAACCCUUGGCUAAUCAUUCAUUUUUUGAAAUGGGAGAUUCUGGAAGUCUUGUAUUUAUGCAUGAAGGAAGAUCUCUAAAGUGCAUUGGCAUGGCUAUUGGUAAUACAUCAUAUGGAGGUUGUAUAGUUACACCAAUAGAAGCAAUACUUGAGGCUUUUCAGAAUUAUUACCAUUUUGACGACCCGCCUUUUUACCCUUUUGAUAACAAAAGAGAUGAUGAUGAUGAUUUUGAUCAUGGUGGUAGUGAUGAUAAUGACGGUGAUGAUGAAAAUGAUGGUUUUGAUCAUUAUCAAAAUCGUCGUCAAAAGCCAAAUCGUAACAAAUACCGUUCAAACAAAGUAUUCAAUGAUCAGCGUACAGGAAUGCAUUAUAAUGCUUCAAACACUCGACAAAAUUAUGAAGGUUCACGAAUAAAACGGCUGAGUAACCAGGGACCCAUGACAACGCCGUUUGCCCGGAGUUUUUCUGAAAAAAUUGAUUCUGAGGAUAAAUUCGGGUCACCAUCAGCUUCUAAAAGAAAAACAGAUAAUUGGCAACGAGCAAACCCUUUUUUAAGAUCACCUUUUUUUGAUUCUGAAUCUUACACCGAAAAAGGAUUACAUCGAAUAUUGCAAACAAAAUCUGGCAAUGACAUUCCAAAUGAAUCAGAUGGCAAUACUGCUUGUGGAAAUGAUUUUGAUACAUUUCUAUCAAAUGAAGACCUUAGUGAUAUUGAAGGCAUCAGUAAUAUAGACAAAAAUGUAUUGGAAAUGAAAGACAAAAAAGGAAAAAAACACAGAAGUGCUCAAAAGCAAUUUGAUAUCGUAAAUCGUUUAGCCAGAUUGCAGUCUGAAGUUCAGUAUCGUACUCAAACAACAAUGUUGAAUGUAGCUGGAAAUGAACAUGUUGUUUUUUCUUCUGAUACCGGUAUAUCAAUUUUCCCAAGAGGUGAGUUACAAAAUAUUAACUCACAGCAACAUGCAUUACUGGAACGUAGUCAAGAGAUUUUGCAGAACGUUUCACAGAAAACCAAGCAAAAUGUUUUUACACUGAUUUUGAUAUCGUUUAUCUUUUCCUUUCUGAAUCUAUCACUCGGCAGUGAUCAGGGCACGCUUGCUACAAAUUACGCCGAAGUAUUAAAAACAGUUGCCAAAACUGAAAAGGAUACUUGAUCCGAUUUUGUAUUCAAUUUGACAAAGAACUCUGAAACGAUGUGUAUUGUAAUAAAUCUUAUGAGGCUUUGGAUUACAGCCUGUGAAAUUUAAAACCUUUUAUAAGGUCAACUGAAUCACUCAGGUGACCUAAAGCAAUUGGUCUUCGUCCGUCGUCGUGCGUCGUGCGUUUCCAAUGGAAGACCUUAUUGUUCUCGUACUGUUUCUUCUUAUUUUUUUCAACAAAUUUUGUGCACGCGAUUUCUCAGAAACUAGUAGGCUGUUUUCAACCAUUUUUUUCACAGAUGAUUGUUAGAGGUCAUAAUUCUAUACGGUUUUUUUAAAUUUUGAAAUCGUCACUUCCGGUACCGAGUUACGGCCGAUUUUCUAUUUUUUACGACCUAUUUUGUGCAGAUCUGACCUCAGAAACUAUCAGAGAUAUGACUAUGAAAUUUUCAGGAUAGGUAGUGUAUAGUUUGAAAUUGUGCACUAUUGUGUUGUUUUACGCCAGUGGCCCCAUUUCUUGGAGCUCGCCUGGGCAUGGAAAUUGGGUACGAAUGUUUAAUCAAAAUGUUCAUACUUUUUGAUCUGUAUCUUUUUAUCAGUUGAUAUUUUGUUAAUACAUAUACAACAAUAGUGGUAGAGAAUCAAAAGUUCUUUCCAACAAAAUCAAAAAAGAGGGGCUGGCCCCUUUUUUAAGGGGCCAAAACCCUCGUUAACUCUAUUAAAAAUAACUUAAAAAUGAUAAUGAUUUUGCAAUACAUUAUAGAGGCGAAGUUAUUGAUUGUAACAAUUAUUUGUACCUAAAAAAGAUAAAAAAUUUCAGAUGAGUGUAAGAACAAAAAAUGUUUGUAUUCUUAAGACCGUUCCAACAAAAUCAGAAAAAAGGGUAUGGCGUCUUUAUUUAGGGGCCAAGACACUCGUUAUCUCUAUAACACAUAACUUAAAAACGAUAAAGAUUUUCGAAUUCAUUAUUGAAGCAAAGUUGUUGAUCGUAACAAUAUCCAUCAGGUAAAAUCAUUGCCACGCCCAUUUAUUACGAAAUCAGGGAAUUUUUAGGGGCCAACGUACUUAAACUUUGAAGCAAUAAAACUAGAGAAGGAGACAUAUUUUGUUAAACACUCUAGACGAGAAAAUGUCUGCAUUGAUGAUUAUAAUCGAUUACACUAAUCAAAAGACCAAUGUUUGUCCCCAUUAAGGAUCUUGAGGGCUGGCCACUAAAAUAUUCAAUCAUUUUUAUCUAUAAAAAAAAAUUAUAAAUAAUUUUAGAUAGGCGUAAGAACAAAAAAUGUCGGUAUUCGUGAGAAAUUUCGAAUGAAUUCAUGAAAAAGGGGCUGGCCCCUUAAAUUAGAUGCCAAGACACUCGUAAACUGUUUUACACAUAGCUUUAAAACGAUAAAGAUUUUGUAAUAUGAAACAAAGUUGUUGAUCGUAACAAUAUCAGUUAGUAAAACUGAUUGCCACACCCAUUGGUGACGUAAUUAGGGUCCUUAGAGGACUUAAAUUUUAAAUCUUUAUUGUGCUAGAUGUGAAAAAGCAAAACACGUUGUUAAGCAUUUAAAAGGAUAUUGACAAUCGUAUACAUUAUCUGAAAGGGAAUGGUUGAGGGGGAAUUCUGAAAUUUCAUUGAUAUUUAAUCGUAUCGUUUAGAAAUUGAACGGAAGACCUAC